CAAUUUUGGAAUUCUCACAAAUCAGUCAUUUUUAUGUAAAUAGUUUUUAAUAGACGAUUAUUUAUGUCCUUCUCCCCUCGAUUAUCCCAUUUAGCCCAUCUAAUAUGCACCUCGUUGAGAUGAGGCCCAAAUAUCGAAUCCGCUAGCAAAAGGACCAUUAAGAAGCCAUAUACGUGGAAGCUCCAUUUCCAGUCCAGCUUCCAAAGUCGAAUUAAAACACUUUUCAGCCUUCACAGCUUGAGAACAAUACCUUCAAAAUCACCAAAUAUUUACCCAAAAUUAAGAGCAUUCUUGAAAAUUGAAAUUCCAACGUGAAAUUUGUCUCAGAUACAUUUUCUGUUCAAAAGUCGAGCAAUUUAGAGAUAAAAAGGGGCGGCGUAUGUCUAAUUCUUGAUCGGGAUGGGUCAAGCAUUACGUAGAGCAGCUGGAAGGGCCGGCGGCUCAAGAGUCGAAACGACGUCGCAGAUCGCAAAGCCCGUCGACCGGAGGCCGCCUCCGCAGCCGCCGACUCCGCCGCCGACGGUUGCUCCGGCUGACAAGAUUCCCUCUGAUGACCUUACUGCUGGCUUUGAAGAAGGACCGAAUGUUAAUCCUGAAAAUGUUCUCGAGAAUCGUGACGUGCAGUAUGAUGCUAUGCUUAGCCAAAUGGUGGGAAGAAUACAAACAAAGCCUGGAGGGAAGCUCGAGAUGGGAGAGGCUUCCGUCGUGGAGAAGUACAAGCGGCCUUUGCCGAAACUAAGGAACACGACACCAGAUUCUGGAAGAUACGAGGAGAGGCCUGCACCCCCAGGGACCCUAAAUGUGGCACAAAUUCGCCAAAUAAUCCUUUUGUAUCAAGGGAAAUCGGACGAGCACAAUGGCCCUAUGAAUGUCGAUCAAAUUGCCCAACGCUUUCGGAUUGAGGCUGCUCAGGUCCAAAGUAUCCUCCAGUUUGUAUCUCUGCCUCCAGAUGAUGAUGGAAAGAAGAAAAACGAUAAUCGCGAAUGAUCAUUGAUUUUGUGCUUUAAGUGUUUUUUGUUCCCUUUUCCCUUUUUCCACACAUGAGGAAUCGAAUAUAUGUAGCAAUGAUUAUUCCAGAAAUUGUACAAGGUGGAAUGGUGGUUGUGAGAUUUGUGUGAGAAAAACUUUGUAUGAUCCUCUUCAAUUUUACUUAGUUUUCCAUGUUUAGUUUUCUGAUUACUACAGCAGCCAAAACCCUGUAAAUGGGUCGGAUUGGGUGCGGGUUUUGGCAAACCCAAACCCGACCUGCAUAAAAUUUCCCUACCCA
Molecule: messenger RNA, 1267 nt
Organism: Striga asiatica
Lineage: Eukaryota; Viridiplantae; Streptophyta; Magnoliopsida; Lamiales; Orobanchaceae
Source: the annotation of a GenBank genome assembly